AUGGAGGGCUAUUCAGGGUUGGUGGUAGAGGGCACGUACGGGGGGCAGCCGGCCAUCAUAAAGCUGUACGGGCCAGACGACGAGGGCCUGGACGUGUGCCAGCAGGAAGUGGCAGCGUAUGGCGCCCUGGCGGCCGUCCAGGGACGGCUGGUGCCCCGGAUGCUUGGGUCCGGGCACGCAAGGGCGGGUGUGUGGUUUGUGGCACUGGAGGCGGUGCCGGGCGUCCCGCUGUCGCGGCUGAACCCGGUGCCGGCUGCCGCGGCGGCGGCCGCCGUCGCGGCCCUGCGGGAGCUCCACAGCGCUGUGCCGGGCUUUGUGCACGGAGACAUCCGCCUGCCCAACAUCCUCUUUGUCGAGGGCGGCAGGGACGCUGGAGGCAGCGACGGGUGGCUUGGCGGGGCCCCCAAAGCAGGGAGCCACUGCGUCAUUGUGGACUUGGGGAUGGCGCGGCUGGGCGCGGCCGAGGAGGACGUGCAGGCCGAGCAGGGGCUGUUGGAGCGCUUGCUGGGCGUCUGA
This is a messenger RNA of Monoraphidium neglectum, 516 nucleotides long. RefSeq lists its product as hypothetical. The transcript has a single exon. Gene Ontology annotation, biological process: protein phosphorylation. The coding region runs from base 1 to 516 and encodes 171 amino acids. The record is from RefSeq and is a predicted model, not a curated record. Gene Ontology annotation, molecular function: protein kinase activity; ATP binding. NCBI's taxonomy places the organism in Eukaryota, Viridiplantae, Chlorophyta, Chlorophyceae, Sphaeropleales, Selenastraceae.